This is a messenger RNA of Acytostelium subglobosum LB1, 972 nucleotides long. RefSeq lists its product as hypothetical. The transcript is spliced from 3 exons. The record is from RefSeq and is a predicted model, not a curated record. Bases 1 to 972 code for a protein of 323 amino acids. NCBI's taxonomy places the organism in Eukaryota, Evosea, Eumycetozoa, Acytosteliales, Acytosteliaceae.
AUGUCUUCACGUUUAGAUCCUUUGAAUCGAUCAAGACAUCAACAAGCUUUACAGAAUGCUGUAUCUACAAAGAAGCAACCACUCAAAGGACCUGUUACUAAAUGGGAGAGGAAGUGGGUAACUGUAGCUCACUUGAAGUUAUAUAAAUGGAUACCAUUGAAACCAAAGAAGCCUAAUCAAUCACAGUCUGGUGCGAAUAAAGGAUUAAAGGAUGGAAUGACCAACAAGACAAACACUGAGCCUGCUACAACAUCGAUAAGAAUGACAAGAUCAAAGACUAGUGCUAGAGGAGGUGAACAGUCAUUGGCCGAUGCAGAGAUGGAGAUGAUGAUGUUGAGUAAUCUGCCAAAGACAAGGAGUAACGUUAGAAGGAUUGAUAACUUGCAAAAGAAGUUGUUGGCAGAGAGUCCGGGUUCAAAGCCAGAGGAUGUAGUAGAGAGUAGUAGUACAUCGACAACGAGUACAACAUCGACGACAACGACAACUACAACAGCGUCCAAUGAGGAGAAGCCAGCACUCAGGAAGAAGAUCAUCAUUCAAAAGAGUGUCAUCUCUGGUGCAAACAGUGCGGCGGGCGGCUCACCAUUGUCCAUCGGCACAGGCAUCAACAGCAACAACAGUGGCGGCAACAUCAUCAAUAACAAUGGUAGCAACAUCAACAAUAGCAGUGCACUGUCAGAGGAUGGUGGACUGGGCAGCGAUGGAAAGGCAUUGCAAAAGCCAAUGCAGCAGAUGCCUUUGAAUGGUGCCGGCGCUGGUGUGGUCAUCAACGAUGACGACGACGAUGAUGAUGACAGCAAGAUGGAUGAUGACGAUGAUGACGACGAUGACAAGGCAGACUCUGUACUCCGAGGUGCUGUCGACGAUGACGACGACGACGAUGAGAGCGAGGAGGAAAUGUCAAGAAAAGCAACCGACAGUCAAAUGGAAGAUGACGACGAUGAUGACGAUGAUGAAGAUGGUGCAUUCUAA